AUGACCGAAACGGUGUCCGGCGGACAGAUGGACGUAAAGCCAGAGGUUCUGGACAAGCACUCAGUGUCGGACACACAGGUGGUGUCCGAAGCUCAGAAAGCGGCUCCGGAAUCCGGGAAAACAGUAGCGAAGGAAGAGGGGUUCUCACCAGAGAGUGGGGACACCAAGGUGGAGGAAGGUGCAGCAGAGGCUGCCCCGUCGGCGGCUAACGGCGUUGACGAGAAGAACGAUGAGAACAAGAACGCCGACGGUAAUGGCAACAGCGCGGGAAACGAUACGAACGGAGCUAAUGGCAGUGUCGGAUAUAACGGUACCGCUGAUGCUACCGCUGAUGCCAACGCUAAUACCAGUGGAAUGGUGCCAGCCCCUCCGCCGCCUCCAGAACCAGAUAUGAAUAAUUUACCGGAAAAUCCACUGCCUAAGCAUCAACAAAGACAUGCUAUAAUGACAAUUAAAGCUGUUAAAAGGCUGAAGGAUGCUAGGCCUUUUCUCAAACCUGUAAAUCCAGUGGCACUUAAUGUUCCAUUUUAUUUCAACUAUAUCAAAAGACCUAUGGAUCUUUCUACAAUUGAACGCAAGUUGAACGUAAAUGCCUUUGAAACUCCGGAACAAGUGCAGGAUGACUUCAAUCUCAUGGUGAAUAAUUGUGUCAAAUUUAAUGGACCUCAAGCUGUAAUCUCGCAAAUGGCUCGUAAUAUCCAAGCUUCUUUUGAAAAACAUAUGUUAAACAUGCCCGCAAAGGAUGCACCUCCCGUUAAGCAACCACGUAAAAGAAGAUCGAGUGUAUCCGGAUUAGAUGAAGACGUGCCAGUAAUUAGAAGAGCUCAAACUCAUAAUGGUAGACCUAAACGUGAGAUUCAUCCGCCAAAGAGUAAGGACAUAUAUCCAUAUGAAACGCGGAAGCCAAAAUCGAAAAAGUUACAACAGGCCAUGAAAUUCUGUCAACAAGUAGUUAGGGAGUUGAUAUCAAAGAAGUACGCUUCGUUUAAUUACCCGUUCUUAGAGCCGGUUGAUCCAGUUGCACUGAAUUGCCCUACUUAUUUCGAUUAUGUUAAGGAGCCUAUGGAUCUAGGUACUGUCAGUUCUAAGCUGAACAAUUGGAAGUAUCAAUCGAUGGAAGAAUUUGAAAAUGAUGUCAGGUUGGUUUUCCGCAAUUGUUAUACCUUUAAUCCAGAGGGAACCAUAGUCAAUAUGAUGGGACAUCGUUUGGAAGAUGUCUUUAACAGUAAAUGGGCAGACAGGCCUAUCAUUGAAUCGGAUUCUGAAAGCGAAGGAGAAAAUGGGUACUUUUCAGGGAAUGGUGCAAUGGAAUCCGAUUUUUCAGAAUCUGAAAGUGAAAUUGAUGAGACUUCAAUUACAAAUCCUGCAAUUCAAUAUUUGGAAGAGCAAUUGACCAGGAUGAAAGUGGAAUUACAGCAGUUAAAGCGCCAGGAACUCGAUAGAAUAAGGAAGGAAAGAAGAUUGGCUAGAGGUGCCCGUAAACACAGAGGUAGAAGAUCUAGCAAGAGAAGAGGUGCUGACAUUAACGGCGUAAUGGGCGGUGCAAGUGGUUCGGGUAGCGGUCUUGGUUCAGGUAGUGGUAAACGUCGUAAGAAGCUGAAGACGGUGGUUACUUACGACAUGAAACGAAUCAUUACAGAGCAUAUUAACGAUCUACCAGCUAAUAAACUAGAAAAAGUAAUUGGAAUUAUAAAGAGAUCAAUGCCACAACUGAGGGAAGAUGAGGAAGUGGAAUUGGAUCUCGAUACCCUGGAUAAUAAUACGAUUUUAACGCUAUACAACACUUUCUUCAGAGAGUUCGAUAAUGGUCAAGCCGCCCAAUCCGGUUAUGAUGGUAUCACAAAUGGUGUUGAUGUCCCAGCUCUAUCUCCAACGGGAGCAAGUGCUACUUCAAGUAGUAUUUCAAAGAAGAGGCGGUCAAAGGCACUAAGUCAAGAGGAACAAAAUAGACAGAUUGAAAAGAUAAAGAGUAAGUUAGCGCUCUUGGAUGGUGCAUCGCCAUUGAGUUCCAACGGAUCUCCAAUAGGUGCGCAAGCACAUCACAAUUUCUCAUCUUCAUCGGAGGAUGAUGAUGAUGAUGCAAGUAGUGAGAGUGAGGAGGAGUGA
This is a messenger RNA of Zygosaccharomyces rouxii, 2106 nucleotides long. It is a transcript of the gene BDF1, whose product is annotated as chromatin-binding protein BDF1. The coding region runs from base 1 to 2106 and encodes 701 amino acids. NCBI's taxonomy places the organism in Eukaryota, Fungi, Ascomycota, Saccharomycetes, Saccharomycetales, Saccharomycetaceae. The record is from RefSeq and is a predicted model, not a curated record. Gene Ontology annotation, cellular component: chromatin; nucleus. The transcript has a single exon. Gene Ontology annotation, biological process: chromatin remodeling; regulation of DNA-templated transcription.